GGUAUAAGUACCUGUCAGCGGAUAAACUUGAGUUUUCAGUUCAAUCUGGACGUCCAGUUUUCGAUGCCUUUUUUCAACAUUUGUGGCCUAAUCAGCGUUUGUGGCUUAAUCGAAUAGACCAAUGACUUUACAUAACUCCACAAGUAGUCUAGCGGUGUUAAAUCACAAAAUCUUGGAGGCCAAUUCACAGUCCAAAACGUGAAAUUAGGCGGUUACCAAACGUAUCUAUUAAUAAAUAGAUUGUUGGAAGUACAGCUCCUGGAAAUCAUGGCUGUUCAAUUCAGGAAUAAAAAAGUUAUUAAUCAUGGCUCUAUACCGAUCACCAUUGACGGUAACGUUCUGACCAUCAUCGUUUUAAAAAGAAGUACACCAAUGAUUCCACCAGCCCAUGAAGCGCACCAAACAGACAAUUUUUCUAGAUGUAUCGAAAUAAACCUUUUUGGGUCAAACACGGAUUUCACACCUUCUGACUCGGAAGCAGAAAUUAAUGGGUGGACUAUAAUAAACGAAGAGGUGGAUAUGGUAACUCCAAUGAUUAUAUCACAUCUCAAAAAACUUGGAAUCGAACAUUUACAGCUACCUGAUAUGAAGGAAAGCAUUUGCCUAAAACCCCUCUUCAUAACAUAUGAGGCCGGCCUUUACCUAACCAAUGGAAUAGUAUAUAAUCUUUUUGGUAUAUUUCGACAUGGGAAUGCAUAUAUGACUUAUCAAGGAAAAGCUUUUGUGAGCCGAUUUUAUAUAAAAAUAAAUAACUUACAGUUUGAAUACAACUUUUUGCUAAAAGUUAUGGCAGCGGAAGGACUAGGAAGAGUUAUUGGAUCAUUGGAGAAUACCAUCAUCUACGCAGAUUUAUCUGUAAAUAUUGCCAACUUUAAAUUUCAUUUAAAUGAUUUCCGAAUAAUAAGAUUCAGUAAUAUUCAAGUGGAAUUGGACCUUGCGCAACCAUUUAAACAACUGACUGGCAUUAUUUUAAGUCCAAUAACAAGUUUGUUUAAGAACCGCAUUACUACAUCAAUAGCCGAUGGUUUAAAGGCACAAAUGCAAACAGUUAUGGAUGAUUUCAAUAAAGAGGACCCUCUACAAUUGCGCGAGUUUACUCGAACACUAGUUUCGGCAAUAACAGGGAAUGUUACAAAUGGUGGUAAUUAAGAAAAAUGCAUAUAUAUGAAAUUUUUUUACAAGUUUUGCAAUUUAAAAUAAUUCUUAUUUAAUUUAGGGACAAUAAAUAUAUAUCUUUUUUUUAUAAAUGCAUGUGGUAAUGAAUACAUGUGAAAAGUCAA
Molecule: messenger RNA, 1280 nt
Organism: Drosophila biarmipes
Lineage: Eukaryota; Metazoa; Arthropoda; Insecta; Diptera; Drosophilidae
Exons: 7
Coding region: 268-1149 (293 amino acids)
Source: RefSeq, a predicted model, not a curated record